Molecule: messenger RNA, 2031 nt
Organism: Penicillium canariense
Lineage: Eukaryota; Fungi; Ascomycota; Eurotiomycetes; Eurotiales; Aspergillaceae
Gene: nop7
Product: mRNA-binding ribosome synthesis protein NOP7
Exons: 3
Coding region: 1-2031 (676 amino acids)
Biological process (GO): maturation of LSU-rRNA from tricistronic rRNA transcript (SSU-rRNA, 5.8S rRNA, LSU-rRNA); ribosome biogenesis
Cellular component (GO): nucleolus; PeBoW complex
Molecular function (GO): RNA binding
Source: RefSeq, a predicted model, not a curated record
AUGGCGAAGAUUAAGAAGAAGGGCACUUCUGGCCAGGCCAAAAACUAUAUCACCCGUACCCAGGCCGUGCGCAAGCUUCAGAUUUCUCUUCCCGAUUUCCGUCGCCUAUGUAUUUUCAAGGGCAUUUACCCCCGUGAGCCUCGGAACAAGAAGAAGGCCUCCAGGACUUCCACCCCGAACACCACCUUCUACUACACCAAGGACAUCCAGUACCUGCUCCACGAGCCCCUGCUUAACAAGUUCCGUGACCAGAAGGCCCUCGCCAAGAAGAUCGCACGUUCCCUGGGCCGUGGCGAAGUCAGCGACGCUGCGCGGCUCGAGAAGAACCACGCUCCGAAACUUACCCUCGACCAUGUCAUCAAGGAACGCUACCCCACUUUCAUCGACGCCCUUCGCGACCUCGACGAUGCUCUGUCUUUGCUGUUCCUGUUCGCCACCCUCCCCUCGACCGACCACGUGCCUCCCAAGACCAUUGCGCUCUGCCAGCGCCUCUGCCACGAGUUCCAGCACUACCUAAUUUCCACCAACUCGCUACGCAAAUCCUUCCUCUCGAUCAAGGGUAUUUACUAUCAGGCCACUAUUCAAGGCCAGGAUAUCAUGUGGCUUGUGCCCUACCGGUUCGUGCAGCGCGUCAAUGGUGAUGUCGACUACCGUAUCAUGGCUACCUUCGUGGACUUCUACACCACCCUGCUGGGCUUCGUCAACUUCCGCCUGUACUCCGGGAUCGGAUUGAGAUACCCCCCGAAGUUCGAUACCCGGAGCGAUGAGAACGGUGCGGAGUUGGCUGCUUUCACCCUCGAGGGUCGUAACGUGACUGAGACCCCCAAGGCGAUUGAGUCCGGUAAGACCAAGACGAUUGUUAGCUCGAACAAGGAGGUUUCGAAGGAAGUUCAGGCCAAGGUGGACAAGGCGAUCAAGGCUGCUGGCUUGGAUGAAACCAGGGAUGAGCCAAUGGCGGACACCACCGAGGAGUCGACCGAUGCCAUUGACCGUUUCGAGCCUGCUGCCCCCGAGGGCGACACUCUACCCCAGCCCGAUAUGAGCGGCAACGAGGCCGGUGCUCUUUUCGCCCCCUUCACCUUCUACAUCUCCCGCGAGGCCCCCAAGGCCCCUCUCGAGUUCAUUCUUCGUGCUUUUGGCUGCAAGCGCAUUGGUUGGGACGCCGUACUGGGCGACGGUGCCUUCACCCACGAUGAGACCGACCCGCGUAUCACUCACCAGAUUGUUGAUCGUCCCCAACUUCCCGAGGGCUCUCUCCCCGCUAUUCCCGCAGCCGCCGAAGGCGCUGCCCCGAAGGUGAAGCCGGGCACUCGGAUCCCUGGACGGACAUACGUCCAACCCCAGUGGAUUUGGGACUGCGUCAAUGACGGCAAGCUUCUCCGUGCUGAUCUGUACAGUCCGGGUGCUACUCUCCCGCCCCACUUGAGCCCUUGGGUCAAGCCUUCUCGCGGUGGCUACGACCCCCGCGCCAGCUUGGCUGAGCAGGAAGAGGAGGAUGAGGCUGAGAUAGCCGAAGAGGCCGAGGACAGCGAUGAAGAGAUGGAGGAUGAGGCUGCUGAUGAAGAGAAGCCCGCUGCCACCGCUGCCACCGCUGAAGAGUCCGAGGAAGAGUCUGUUGACGGCGGUAUGGAUGUCGCUGGAACUGAUGACGAAAGUGAGAGCGACGAAGAGGAAGAGGAAGAAGAUGAGGACUUCCCUGGAUUGGCGGAGGAAGUCGCGUCCGAGUCUGAUGAUGACGACGAGGCUGCCCGGAACCAGCACCAGCGCGAGCUUGAGGCUGAGGCCGCCGGCCUGCCCUUCUCUUCCGCCGGCGUCGCUGACGAGGCCUCUAAGAAGAAGUCUACCAAGUCGAAGAAGCUGGCUGCUAAGAAGCGCCAGGAGGAUGAGGAGCUUGAGCGCCAGAAGAUGAUGAUGAGCCGCAAGAAGCGCAAGCUGUUGGAGAAGAUGAUGUACUCGAACAAGAAGACGUCGGACGAGGCUGCCAAGCUCCGCUCGAAGCGUCGCAAGCUCGAAAAGGCUGGCCAAAAAUAG